Messenger RNA from Phycomyces blakesleeanus NRRL 1555(-), 390 nucleotides. RefSeq lists its product as hypothetical. NCBI's taxonomy places the organism in Eukaryota, Fungi, Mucoromycota, Mucoromycetes, Mucorales, Phycomycetaceae. The transcript is spliced from 5 exons. The record is from RefSeq and is a predicted model, not a curated record. The coding region runs from base 1 to 390 and encodes 129 amino acids.
AUGCCUCGAAAGACAAAAUCUGAAGUGCCAAUAUCCAACGUCCUAAGAAAAUGGCAUAAAGCUACCUCUGCGUUACUCAGUCUCCUUCAUUCUUCGAUGAAACUUUUCACUGGGAUUAGGGAGUUUGUAAAAACAACCCGACUCGUUGGAAGCUGCUUAACACAAAGACAAGAACUCAAGACAAGCAGUUCACUAGUUCACAAUUCAGGGCAGUCAAAAUACUACAUCGGUUCAAACUUUGGAGCUUUUCCAUCUCAAACAAUAAAGUCCAAUACGAAAUCCCAUUUUGGUUUCUUCUCCUCUGCACUAAAUGCAGCCCGUAUACAAAGCACUAUUAUCAAAUGUGUAAAGUAUAGAAACUAUGAGAUUAAUUUGGGCAUAGGUACUUAA